AGUGCGAACUCGACCGUUGUGGAGGAAGGUGCCGUUUCUUGCUCCUCAAACGAAACAUACAUCGCGAGUUUUAUAAAUUUGAGUUAUUGUAACACGUCAAUUUAAAUUCCACUUGUAUUUGAAUGUAAACGGUGUUGUGUUGUGUGCGAACAGAGAAGAUUAUUCAACUUUUUGGCGUUGUUUGAUGCCGUGUGUCGCGGCAUCAUGGCGGGCCGACAGCUUCGCCUGCUGCUGUGGAAGGACUACCUCAUACGGAGGAGAAAACCGAUAACUCUGGCGGGCGUGCUAUGGGCGGCGAUGGUCAUACUGAGUCUGUACAUCGUGCGGACCAACGUCGAUAACACAGAUUAUCCCACAUGUCAAUUUGCAGCUCGCGCUCUGCCCAGCGCUGGGGUGAUGAACUUUCUUCAAUCAUUCGUGUGCAAUGUGAAUAAUGAGUGCUCGGCCUUGGACGAGUUUGAAGAGAUACCUUCGUAUGAAAAGUCCAAGUUCACACAACUGCAGCGCCAAAUAUCAACGAUCAUCACCAACGAGACGGUGAUCGACACGGCAGCCAACGUGCCCAACGCCCUCAAACUGUUGGCCACACUGUCGGACAUCGCUGAUCAUCCUCUACUCUUGAACAUCACUAAAAAUGGCUUGCAUGUUGGCGACAUUUUUAGAAAUACACAAAGGGCGAAACGGUAUUUAUCAAAAGAACUUGAUCUGCAUGAUGAUGUGGCCAAUAGUGUUAUCACAGCUGAAGUUGGAUUUGAAGCCAUGUUGGAGGGAAAUUUAGACAGAUGUAAUGUAAAUUCUAUCAGUAAAACUAUUAAAGUUGAAAAUGUCGAACACCUAAAGGCUUUUGUUGAUAAAUUGUGUGCACUACCGAAGAAAACAGUACUAACUCUAGUGAUGGGUCUCAUAUAUGAAGUGGAUAUAGGAAAAUUUAUUACAAUGAUAGGCGAAAUGUAUUACAAACUAUCUGGUGACUUGGCACUGACCAGACUUGGUGACAUGGUCGUAGCAGUAUUAAGGAUGAUGUCAACUGACAGUUUUCUGCCGCCGGAGUUGACGUCCAUGAUCCUGAAUAGAGAAGUGGACUUUAGUUACGUGAACAUGACCACUAUAAAAGAAGUUGUUAAUCUUUUUCAACCAACAUUCGGAGACACAGAAUCAUUUAAAACUUUAAAUGAGGUUGUUGAUACAGCAGUUAUAGGUGUAGAGUAUUUACACAAAUUUCUAACAAAACAAGACGUUAAUAAUGUAGAAGCUGUCACUGAUUUAACAAUAUCGGUUGUCAGUGAUAAGUUUGGAAUAAGCAAUGGAUUUCAUAAAGUGUCACAACUCUUUAACAAGGUUACAGAUUCACUUUCAGAAAUUGGUUCUAAUAUUACAACAAUCAGUAUUUUUAAAGGUUUGUCUGGUGUUACAAAUUUCAUUAUGAAGUUUUUGUCAAAGGAUCAAAAACAUGAUGCGCUAUUUUAUUCUACUCUACUGGCAAAGCUUAUCGAAGGCGCUCGUAAAGUCAUCAACAUCAACAUGCAUAUAGAACAUUUGGCCUACAAAGUCUCCCUGCGUCACCCCCGCGCUAUUGAAAUACUGCUGAAUCUUCAACCUAAUGUAAUUACUAAAGGAUUAGAAGGUUUAGCAGAUGCAGAACGAAUACAGAUAAUUACUUCAAAACUAAGCGAUACGAACAAAAUGUUCUGUGACACGAGCCGUAUAAAGAAGUUUUUUCUGAUAACCGAAAAAGAAGCAUCUAAUUUAAAAUCACAACUUUGUACUGAAGCCUGGAACAGUUACAUCUAUGAUUUAGUAUCUAGUUUCGGUGUCUACGACGUGAAGGAUAAUAUAAAUAGCAUGGCAUCACUGUUCGUAUUGGAAACUUUAGGAAAAGACAUUAGUAGCCAACUAUAUAGUGUCGAUAAAGAUUUCGAAAUUCUUAGAAACUUUACAGAAGACAUAGAAAUGUUGGUAUUGCAAGAACAACAAGCAAUGGAUUGGACUAAAGCGUUUAAUAUUUCUGAAGAUUCAGAAAUUUUGAAGGCUUUUAAAACGAAUGCAUACUUGGGUAAACAUAUACUAAUAACAGUACAUGGGGCUUUAGCCAAAGAGGUAGUCAGCCAAAAUGCUCUACUAGAGUUUAAAAUAUCCCCAUUUUUAAAGGACAUGUUGACAAUAUUGAACGCAAUCAAUGAUCAACUGGACGUAGCUCCUCGAGAUUUGCAAAAUAAGGCUAAAGAAUUAUAUCCAAAUAUUAUCAAAAUGAUUUUAAAUACAGCAUUAGAUGAAGAAAAGAUGUACAAAGCACUAUCAACUCCGUGUCAAGAUAUAUUUUGUUAUGGACCAGAUGUAGCAUCUAUUUACUUAAAUUUUCCUAAAGACAAUAAUGAUAAAAAUGUAUUUGCAACCUUGUGUAAUAUAACUAAUGCUAUCGAAGAAGGGCUGAAAAAAGAAUCAAUCAUUGGAAAAGCUAUAACAAAUGUAAAGGACUCAAAACACAGUAUCUUAGAAGAAAUUAACUGGACUGGUUUGAUAUCUGGCCUAAACAAGCUUUACGAAAAACUUUAUAAUGACUACACAUAUCUGUUUGAGUAUAAAACCUUUAAUAUGAAUGACAAGGAACAAAAAGAGGUAGCUGAGAUGAUGAAGGAAUUUAAAUAUUUCUGGCUGGACUUCAAGAAUUUGAACCGAAUGUUACACAUAAGCAUCAAAUUCGGGCUACGUUUUUUGGAUAUAUUGGACCGCGGCGUCUUCAGUAUAGAUAGCGAGGGAUGGUUUAAAUUUAAAUACAGCCUUUACUUGUCUAACGGACCAUUGACCAUACUGGAUGAUAUAAUUCAGUUAAUUGGGGGUAUUACAAGAAAUGAAACAAUUUUAUCAUCAGUGCCGCCUUCUACAGCGACUAUUUUAAGGAAUAUGCUUCCCAAUGUGCCGUAUUUAGUAAAAGACUUUGUCGAUGUGAUAGUUGCUGAUAAUAUAACUGAUCUUGUCCCGAUAAUUUCGAUGAUGAACGCCGUUCCAUCGUGGCCCUGCUCUGGUAGUCUCAUACAAUUUUUGAACCUUAGUAACGAGUCGCAGAUGGGACUGAAGUCAUUGGAGACCAUCAUGUGUCUUGACUCAGAUCUACUUAAUGAAUGGACUGAUUAUCUAGCUAUGAGAAAUGCUACAGCUUACAAAACUCAAUCAUGGAAUACCACAGAAUUUCCGGAUAACAUAUUCCUUAAGUUCUCAGCUACUUUUGAUUCUCUAAUAAGAGACUUGGAUACUAUCAAAGAUAUUUUCAAAAGUACUUUCGAGGAAAAAACUGAUAAAUAUGUAACACUUUUGUCAGCUCUGCAAUAUUCAGCUGAGGCAUUCGAUGGCGCUACAGAGGAAAUAGUUAUGAGGAAAUUUUUAUCAAAAGUGGAUACAGUACUGAACGCUUUAAACACUUCGUUUACCCAAGAGAAUGUUUCUUUAAGCGUUCUGUGGAAAGAAUACCUCAACUGCUCCGCUGACAACUACGACGACAAUUGUAGGAGCCUCAGUAGGGCUACAUGGAAACAUACGCUAAAGUUUAUCCCUACCACCUUUGGCAAUAUUACCCAAGAUCUGUAUACUUAUUUCAAAGAGAAUAAUGAACCUAAUUCCACAAUCUUGCAAGCCCUGGGAUUUACAAAAGACACUGGAUUGUAUGUGUUGUAUGAUAAACUGGCAGAUUUCAUGGCUGUUCUUCUAAACUCUUACUGGGAUUUAGGAUUUAUGAAACAGGUCCGUCGAGCAUCGCAAACCCAUUUCUGGGAUUGUAACGAAGUAUUCCAGGCACUAAAACCCGGCCCCAACAGUCCGAUCGACGCCAGCGUUCUCGCUCAUGUCGAGACUUUCGUCUGCCCCUCGCUGCUGCACUGGAUUUCUAUGCCGAGAGGGGACAAUAAACUUAUAGACAUUUUUACCAAGCCUCAAUAUUUCUUUUUUACCAUGGAAGUAUCGAAUUUAACAAGUACGUAUGAAAAGUUUUACAGUACAGGAAAUGAUCUUGCAACUCUAUUGAAAAAAUCUAAUAAAACUAUAGAAACCGACACUAAACUAGAAACAACAAAAGAGAAGCUGAAGCGUGCAGUAGAUCUUGUAUUAUCAUAUGAAAUCAAAGGUACAGAACCUUCGUAUCAAAUAUUUAGUGAAACGAAUAAGAAACAUUUCGUAGUUUCUACCUAUUUAACUAGAGUUGUAACUAUUAUCAAUAAACUUGUUACAAAAAUUGAAAAAUUGCAAAUCACUGAUUUUGUAAAUGCUCCUGAAGAAGAAAUGAAGAGUUUAGAAACAGAACUAGACGCAAUAAAGAAAAUAUUUAACAGAAGACCGUCAGAAGCUAUUGCUUUACAUUUUGAUCUUAUAACUGAUGUUUUAUGGACUAAUAAAGAUACUUAUAAGAUGAGCAACGCUUUGAACGAUUUAUGUAAUCGGUUAAAUGAUAAAGACAUUUCGAAGAAUGUUCUUGUAGAACUAGAUAGGGUGAAAGCUCAGAUAUGUGCUAAGAAGUACAAAGUUAUAUAUAGUGCAAUAGAAAACGUUAUGGGUGAUGAUUAUGAAAAUGCGAGGAAAAGCUUAAUAAACGUUGUAAAAACACUAGGAGAUAAAUCGGAGAAUGCUACUGAUAUAUUUGAAUUUAUCAACAAAAGACAACAACUAGUAAACGUCCUGAAAACGUCUAUCAAAUACGCCUACGAUCUGGGAAUACCAAUUUACUUGAAAUUCUUGCAAAGCAAUUUAAAACAAUACAGCAUAGUGAUAAGCUUCCUUUCGAAUGGUGAUUGGUGGAAGGAACUAAGGGAACUUUACGAUGGCCCAAAUGCCAAUAACUUCUUUACCACCGCAGAAAAAGGAUUCGAAAUCGCAGAAGAUGUUUUGACCAAUUUAGAUAGAAUACACCUAGUGAGGCUGCUCCGAGAUACAAACACCAACAGCACGGAGACGUUCUGUCUGCCGAACAUAACCAUAUCCGAUUACGUGCCCGACGGCACCGGCAUGCUGACAACUAUGCAACGACAGAUCUGCGACACUAACUCUACUGUACUGUACAGAGAACUACCGCCAAUGCUCUUCGCUUCUCAGGGUUAUGACAACGAAUUAAAACUAACGAAAGAUGUCGACUAUGAAUCUUUAUACAAAGAUCUUGCCAAUAUAGAAUCUAAACUUGAAUCUAUUAAAAAUGGCCCCAAGGCACCAAAAAGACCAACAUGGGUAACAAAAGAAAAGUUGGAACGCUUUCGAGAAGUAGCCAUGGAUCUGUUGUCAACAGAUUCUUUGAUAAAAAUAUCAUUUGGUCUUCUUAGCAACGUCGUGGAUGCUGCUACUUUAUAUCUUAAUAACAGCCAAUGCAUCCUCUGCUCCCAAUUCACGAGUUGGUUCAAGCAAAUCAAUCUACAGUUGUACAAGAAGCAAGAGUACGAUAAUCUUCUUUGCAACAUUGAUCAUAUGUCUUUAGGAGAAACGUAUAGUACUCUUAAAAACGAUUUCCACUGGGAUAUGGCUAUUAGUGAGCUAAUAUCAACUCGGAACUACACAAAGUAUGAAUUGAACAAGUCGCUCAACGAUCUAUUGGAACAAAUCAAGCUUCACCUUUUAGAGGAUGUGAACGCCAGGUCUACCAAGCUAUCAGAAUGCCUCACAAAAAACGUUACACUAAAUUCUUUUGGAAAUGCUACACUAUUUGCAAAAGUCCUCGCAAGAACAGUGAAGCUUCUCAGAGCAGAACUACCUCACCUGAAAGAAGUCAGUGGAAUAGCUGAGAUGCCAUAUUUCAAACAACUGAAAGCUGAUAUCACGCACAAUUUACAUGUGAAAGAUAAUCUGAAUACUUACCUUACUAAUGCCAAAGAGUUCACGAAAAAACUUGGAAAAGUAGUCGAUGAUGAUAGAUUAAUAGAAAACAUUGAAAAGGCAGAAAUUGAUUUAUUUUUGAUUAAAGAACUUCAACCUACUAGCAAGUAUUUGGGUAUACGUGAUUAUAAAUGGGAAGAUAUUUGCCAAAGCUACAACUGCACUGACAUUAUUUUAAUUAUCAGCAGCAAUGUUAAUCAAACUACAGCUACUGCCAAUCUUCCAGUGCUACAGGACAAGGAGUUUUGGAAUUUCACCUUCAUGUCAGAAAUCUUAAACACAAUAGAGGUUAUAGUGGAACACGUAUCGCGAUUGCUCGGAGUGGCCAGUCGACUCGACGUGAAUGGUGUGAUGGAGGGUAAAUUGACGGCAAUGAUUGACGCGGGAAUGCAGUUACUGAUGGAUGACACAGUGGAUAGCAUACUGUUUAGCGUUUUUGGUCUUAUAGAAGAUAUGCAACCUCUGCUGCACGGUACUCCUCUAGCGUUUGAUCUCGACGCUGUGGCCAAUGGACUGUCAAUAUUGCGCCGGUUUAAAGAUUACUUGAUUGAGGAAGACAUACGGGUAAACGUUUCUGAGGUAUUCUCAAACCCACUAAGAAUAGAAUCAGCACUCAGCAGUAUUGGGGUCAAGAACACUAACUUUUGGUCUAUCGCAGCACCCAGAAUUCAGGCUGGAUACAUACAAAUAAAACCGUUACUCUCCCAAAAGCAAGGCACCUACCAGAUAAGCAGCUUCGUAUGCCAGGUAGAGAACAUGUCCAAAGUCCUCAUACCAGCCAGCGUGGAUGUGGUGACGUUGGAUGACAUCUAUGGCGCCGUGAUGGAGCAGUUCUGUGGCAUGGGCGAUGAGUUAGCCAAAGAAGUCAUAUCUGUGCUCGUGGAAAAUAUCAACUUCGACUACGUAUUGGCUAAACUCAAAUCGACUCUCCUGUCGAAACUAUACGCGGCUUCAAAUCUCACGCAAGAUGCAGGAGACACUGUACUGUCGGAGUUUGGGCGCAUGUCUUCCGUGCUGCCUACUCUACAGGAGGAGAUGAGCAGCGUGUCGGCGAGCUUGGCCGAAGAGCCGCUACUGCUGACUAUGAGGAAGAGUGCCUCUUUCGGAGAUUUGUUGACCUCAUCAAGCUUCCUGGCGGACGCAGGCAACAUGGUGUGCGGCAAGCCGUUCUACGCCAACCUCAACCGCCUGUACAAGAGCGUCAUCCAGCAGCAGGACUUGUCCGCGGGGCCCGACCGAGCGCAGCUAGACUCAUUACCAACGGAUUUCUGCCGUUCGAUGUACCAGGACAUCGUCAGCAUGGAAGGGGGCAAGAUCGUGUGGAGCUUCAUCAAGCCGCUCCUCGUAGGGAAAGUUCUCUACACGCCUCCUAAUGUGGCGGUACAGAGUAUCAUUGAAAAGGCAAAUUCUACAUUCGCGCCCAUGGUGAAGCUCACAGAGCUAAUUCACUCAUUCGCUGACUCAUUCUCAUCGGUGGACAAACUCAGCGAGCAUCGGCAGGGUCUGUCCGCACUGCAGAAUCUGAUCGCCUCACCACAGUAUAGCGCUAUAAGAAAAUCAUUAUUGGGUGACGUUGAAGUACCGAGUGUUGAUAUUAACGGUAUAUUUGAAGAAUUUGGUGACACUGAGGAAAUUGGGAGACUGUUGAAGAAGGCUUCUGACCUGCUGUACUGCUUCAACCUGAACCGCUUCAAGCCGAUGCGAAACGAGCACGAGCUGGCGUUGGAAGCGGCUCGCUUGACAAUGAUCAAUGAGUUCUCCGCAGGUCUGGUUUUCCUGAAUAUGAGCGAAUCACAGACUGAAGUUCCAGAGAAAAUUGAAUACAAGAUAAGAAUGGAUAUAGAAAACGCUCCCACUACGAAAAGACUUCGUAAUUAUUUAUGGACCCCCGGCCCAGAAUCCAGUUUCAUAGAGGACAUGAGAUACUUCCGUGGAUUUGUAGAAAUCCAGGACAUAAUCGACAAGGCGAUCAUAGAGCUUUCCAUGGACAACCCCAAGAAGAUACAGAAGAGAGAUGUGGCCGAGAUGAAGACAACUGAUUGGGAUAUCUACACUCAACAAAUACCUUACCCUUGUUAUAGGAAAGAUUUCUUCCAGACAUCGCUGUAUGAGUCUCAAUCUCUCAUAGUGGCGUUCUUUUUCUCCCUGCUGUUCACCGUGUCGUCAGCUGUCCGGUUCAUAGUGUCCGACAAAGAGACUGGCAACACUAUGCUGAUGUCAGUGAUGGGUGUAAACCUGCGUCACCACACGCUGUCCUGGUUCAUGUGCUCGUUCGCGGAGAUGGUGCUGACGGUGGGCGGCAUGACGGCGGUGCUGAGCGGCGGCGGCAUCCUGCCGAAGACUGACCCCUCGCUGAUAUUCGCCUUGCUGUUUGUUUAUGGCUUCUCUGUGCUUUGUUUUUGUUACAUGAUGUCCAAGCUGUUCAGCUCGGCCAGCUCCGCGGCGGUGUGCACCGGCCUGGCCUACCUCAUCUCCUUCAUGCCCUUCGUGCUCAUACUGUCGCUGGAGGCCGUGCUCGAGAGCUCCUUGAAGUUGUUUGUUAGUCUCUCAAUGUCCUCGUCAGUGUGCUACGCGUUCCUCUUCAUCACACGCUUCGAAGCCAUGGGGCUCGGCGCUGGCUGGGCGCAGCUAUGGGACGCGCCCGACAACACGAGCGACAUGAACAUAGCCAUCGCAGCCGCCAUGGUCAUUGUGGACAGUAUCCUCUACCUGAUAAUUGGACUUAUUGUCGACAGAUUCUACGGAAUCAAAGCUGAGAGCAACAUUACCAACUGCAAAGCAAACGGCGAGAAGGCCGGAGUCAGCGUCGUGAACGUCACCAAGAUAUACUGCGAAGGUUCCAGAAGAGCUAAACUAGCGUUAGACAACGUUUCCAUGGAACUACAAAAAGGGCAAAUAACUACACUUCUAGGACAUAAUGGAGCUGGGAAAACUACACUAAUAAACAUCUUAACCGGCAUGCUGAAGCCGACGAAGGGCCACGUGAUAGUGAGGUCAGACGACCCGUUGGGUGCUCGACUGGGCGUGUGUCCGCAGAAGAACGUGCUGUUCGAGUACAUGACGGCCAGGGAGCAUGUCGCCCUGUACGCGCAACUCAAGAGCGGGCAGCCGGUGGAAGAAGUCCAGGAGGAGGUUAAAAGCAUGCUCCGCGUGUUGUGUCUGGGAGACGUGUGCGACGUGCCGGUGACGCAGCUGUCGGGCGGCAUGCGGCGCCGCCUGUGCGUCGCGCUGGCGUUCGUCGCGCGCCCCUCGCUCGUGUCGCUGGACGAGCCCACCGCUGGGGUGGACCCUGCUGCUAGGAGAGACAUCUGGUCCAUGAUAAUGCGCCUGCGAGAGAACAGAACAAUUUUGCUCACGACUCACCAUCUGGACGAAGCGGAACUGUUGAGCGAUCAGAUUAUCAUCAUGCACAAAGGACAAGUACACACAACAGGUUCACCGAUAGACAUCAAACGGACGUUGGGAACUGGUUACAAACUGACCGUCAUGUAUCCCGACAAGAAGAUACAUCUUCUAGAAGACAAUGCGGAGAACGAUGAAGUGAUGAUAGAAGAGAGGACGAAAACCCUUCUAGCAGUAACCAGGAGUGUGGUGAAGAAUGCUAAUCUGGUUGACAUUAACGGACUAGAGGUAGAAAUUAAUCUACCUUUCUACGAUACCGACGGAGUUAGUAAUAAUUUCUUGGAGUUAUGCAACGCGUUGGAGUCGCAGGAGAGCCAGCUGAGGUACCGCAGCUACAGCUUGGACUGUAGCAGCCUGGAGCAGGUGUUCUUCAACAUCUGCCAACAGGCUGAUGUCUCUCACAAUGGGCUAGAAUACGAAAUAUCGUCAGUCCCAGACUCUUCCUCCAAGAGCGCCUCCACGUCCAGCGUCAAGAACGAGCUCGCCCCUCUGGUGCCCCCCGACGGGCCGGUGAGGGGCACCACUUGGCAGCAGUUCACGGCUUUGAUGUAUGGACGGUACCUACAUUACUUAAGGAACAGAUGGCUUCUCUUUCUCCUGGUAGUGUUGCCGUCCCUGUUCAUAGCGGUGGCCAUGGGCUUCGCCACCAUCCGCCCGCCCGCCGACGCCGAGGUGUCCUUGAAGCUGUACGCCGACAUGUACGAAGGCUCCACGCAGUUCAUGAUAACGGAACCUUCAAUCAAUUCCAGUACCAUCGAUCCUACAUUUGCCCAGCAUGUAAUGAACAAUUUACGGCUCCAAAAGUCAAGAAAUUGGACUCAUGAAGAUUCACCAAAUUGUAAGUGCGUGGACUCCAGCCAACGCUGCGAUACCAAAGACCGGCCGUGGGACCGACCCGACAUGAUGAUGCUGCCACACGUGGACACUCUCAACCACUGGCUCGUCGCCUCCCAGGAGAUGUACAUAGAGAAACGAUAUGCCGGCUUCACGUCAGUCAUCAAGAACAACCGCACGCACCUGGUGGCGUGGUACAACAACAAGGGCCACCACGCACUGCCGGCCGCCAUCAACACUCUCAACAGCGCUAUCUUGAGGACUGUGAGCAGCGAACACGCCGGCAUCACUGUGUACACACAUCCCUUGAAGAUAUCCAAGGAACAACUUAACAAAGAUACUGUCUACCAGCACAUAGCAGACGCCGGCAUAUCGGGCAUGCUGCUGAUCGCCUACAGCCUGGUGAGCGCGGGCGCGGCGGUGUAUCUGGUGACGGCGCGGCUCAGCCAGGAGAAGCAUCUGCAGAUGCUGAGCGGCGUCUCGCCCGCCCUCUACUGGGGGUCGGCGCUGCUGUGGGAUAUGGCUAUCAUAGUUGUGAACAUGCUAAUCACGGCGAUCGUGUUGGAAGCGUUCCAUUUCUCCGUUUUCGUAGCGAGGAACAACCUGCCAGCUAUUUGUAUACUGAUACUGUUCUACGGGUACGCAUGCGCCGGUGUGGUGCACGUGAUGGAGAAGCUGUUCUCGGAAGCGAGCCUGGCCACCAUGCUGCUGUUCUGCGGGAACGCGUUCGUGGGGCUCAUCGGUAUCACGCUGCUGCUCAUCCUCGACAUCAUCUCACAGUCCGAAGCCACAGACAACGCGCGGUGGGUGCUUCAUAAAAUACUUCUUCUGAGUCCUCAGUUCGCGCUCGGAGACGGCCUACUCGAAAUCGCUAAGAACACGAUACAGGCCGAGGUGCUGAAUCAGUUCGGCAUGGACACGUACCGCGACCCGCUGGCCACCAACGUGGUGGGCUUGCACUACCUGGCGCUGCUGCUGGUGGGCACGGCGCUGCUCCUCUUCAACCUCGCCAUAGAGUACGACUGCUUCAACUGGCUCCUGGAGAGGCUGCGUCCGAAGACAAAGUCGUUCACACAAACGGUAGCCAUGGAGGGACAAGAGGCGGAGGACAUACUGGCGGAAGAAACGCGCGUGCGCGGUGCGUUGCAACCGCUGCGUCUGCGCACCAUCGGGAAUAUUAACGCUGGUUUCGUGGACACGGAGGACGUGAUAAAGAACGGCUCGAUCAAGCGCGCGGCGAGCCCGCAGGAGGACGUCGCGGCGUGCGUGCGAGUGCGCAAGACGUACGGCGAGCGAGCGGCCGUGCGCGCGCUCACGCUCGGGAUACCCGCCGGACAGUGCACGGCGCUGCUGGGAGAGAACGGCGCGGGCAAGUCGACGACGUUCGCCAUGCUGACGGGGCAGCUGCGGCCCUCCGGCGGGCAGGUGUUCCUGCACACGCGCCAGGGCUCGCCCAGGGACCUCUGCCAGGGACUCAUCAGCUUCUGCCCUCAAAGUGACGCGAUAGAUCCACACCUCACAGUGAAGGAAACUUUAAAAUUCUACUGCAGAUUGAGGGGGAUCACCAAUCAGAAAGAAGUGAUCCGUCACACGGUGGAGCUGUUCGAGCUGAGCAAGUACCGCUCGGUGCGCAGCGGCGCGCUGAGCGGCGGCAACAAGCGCAAGCUGUGCACCGCGCUCGCCUUCAUGGGCCGCGCGCCGCUCGUGCUGCUCGACGAGCCCACGAGCGGCAUGGACCCCAGCUCGCGCGCGUGCGUGUCGCGCGGCGUGCGCGGCGCGUGCGCGACGCGGCGCGGCGUGCUACUGUCCACGCACGCGCUGGACGACGCGCGCCGCCUCGCCGCGCGCGUGGCGCUGCUGCAGGCGGGACGACUGCGCGCGCUGGCGCCGCUGGACGACUGUCUGAGACGUUUCGGCGGCGGCUACGUGGUGGCGACGCGCGUGCGGCGCGGCGCGGCGCGCGGCGUGUGGCGACGUGUGGCGACGCUGGCGCCGCACGCGCAGCUGCGGGUGCUGCACCACGCCGCGCUGCACUUCCUGCUGCCCACGCACUCCAUUGUAAACGGCAAAGAGACGGUGACUAAACUCAGCGACAUCUUCCGACUGAUGGCGGAACUGCAAAUGAGCUGCGAUAUCGAGGACUACACGGUUAACCAGAGCUCGCUCGAUCAGAUGUUCCUAAACUUUACGGAGAGGACCAGCAUCCUGGAUCCCGUAGACGACCUUCAAGUGACCCCCCGCCUCACGAGAAGAUGCAGCAAUGAGCUGGACAGCAUCACGUCAUUGUGACCUCAGCGCUGUUAGCUUAGACUGUACCAGCAAAUAUAGCCAAAGGAAUUCGAAACAAAAUGAAAUAUGAUUAUGGUACUACCCGUGCGGAUUAAGAAUGGAAAUGGCGUCUCAUAAAUAGAUUUAUCAUUGACAGUUGGUACCGAUGAGUGAAUAUAGAUGCAAAUAAGCGAGAAGUGUAAUAAAAGAGAAGUGAAUAAUUCUAAUGCCAUUAUUAGUCUUCAAAAUUUCAAUCGAUUUUUAAGCAGACAACUUGAUACUACUUGCUAUUGCUACUUAUCUACACAAAAUUUAUACAGUAACGUAAGAAGAUACACUUGCAAGACAUAUUUUGGAGGAUUUUUUGUUUAAUAAAAAAUAGGCUUGUGCUAGACUAAAAUCGUGACUGAAGGAGUUAUGCUUUCCAGCACGCAUAUUGUUGAAAUUAGACAAGUAAUCCUCUGAGCUUCCUAAACUGCCUAAUCAUUCUUGCCUAUAUGAUGUUUAAUUUAAAGAAACAGUCCCAAAAAGUAAUUACUUUAUAACUUUAGUUACCAAGAUUUAGAUUUUACCCAAUGACAACGCAACGUUUAUGCUUGAAUUAUCUUCAUUUGUUUGUGGUUUUUGCGUUUAUGUCAACCAAAGUCCCAAUCCAUCGAACUUAAUUUGUCCAAUCUUUAAUUGCAUCAAAUUAAUUUUAAUUUAUCAAAUCUUGAUGAGAUCGAUAUUUUUUUGAACCAAGUCUAAGUCGGAGACAUAUAUGACAAAUACUAUAGUUUUGUACUUAAUAUUAAGCUCAAAUUGUUAUAUUUCUUAUACCUUUGUAUUUUUAUAAUUUAUACAAAUAUAUACAUACAAACUCUGUGAUAUAAAUGUAUUUAAUGUGUGUUUUAUUAAAUAAAUAUAUUAUGUUAGUGAUAAAUUAAACGACAAAAUAAUGGUUUAUGGUAAAA
Molecule: messenger RNA, 13301 nt
Organism: Bicyclus anynana (squinting bush brown)
Lineage: Eukaryota; Metazoa; Arthropoda; Insecta; Lepidoptera; Nymphalidae
Gene: ldd
Exons: 70
Coding region: 205-12369 (4054 amino acids)
Biological process (GO): lipid transport; transmembrane transport
Cellular component (GO): membrane; intracellular membrane-bounded organelle
Molecular function (GO): ABC-type transporter activity; ATP binding; ATP hydrolysis activity
Source: RefSeq, a predicted model, not a curated record